AUGAAGUUCUUGUUAUAUAUGGUUUCUUGGUGCUCUUUGGUGAGCAAAAUAAUGACAUCCGGAUCGGAUAAGUAUUUGGCGGAAUCUCUGGCUCAAGUUAUUGUUAACUCGGAGAUGGGUCGUUUGAAGACCUUGUAUAUUUACACGCACAUAAGUUCCCAAUCCACUGGUGGGCAUUUAGAGGAGCUGCUUGACCAGGUCCUAGGAUCUCUACCUACUGCUUUGCAAGCACAUAGACUGUUUCUUCAGCAACCCAUGGAGUAUAAACCAUAUGUUCAUGCUGUCUUGGUUUUGGUAGAUGAUCUUCCGGCACUCUCAGCGAUUUACGGACUUAUCCGAGCCACCCAAGACUUAUCAUAUACUCUAAUAUACAUGUCUCUGCCAACGGACGCAUAUUCUGAGGAGAUUCAAAUGGCUCUUCAACUUCUGUGGCGUCUUAGUGUGCUAAAUGUGGUCGUGGUACUGCGUCCUCCUGGUGGUCAGCUUCUUAUGGUAAGUUACUUUCCAUUCAGUGCGCACCAUGGCUGUCAAGUCAUCUCGGCUAAUGUGGUGAAUCGUUACCAAGUGGCUAACGGACGGUGGGUUAGCCAAGACUAUUUCCAACCCAAGUUGAAAAAUUUUUAUGGCUGUCUAUUGACCUGCGCCACUUGGGAGGAUAUGCCAUAUUUGGUAUGGCGCCGCGAUGGCAGCGAAUCCUUUGUGGGCAUCGAGGGUGCUCUCCUCCAGUUUAUGGCAGACAAUUUGAACUUUAGUGUCGGUCUGUAUUGGAUGAACAAGGACGAAGUGCUGGCCACAUUUGAUGAAUCAGGUAAAAUUUUCGACGAGAUUUUUGGCCGUCAUGCUGAUUUUUCCCUGGGUGGAUUCCAUUUCAAACCAAGUGCUGGCAGUGAGAUUCCCUACUCCCAGUCCACUUACUACUUCAUGAGCCACAUCAUGUUGGUGACCAAUCUGCAGAGUGCCUAUUCCGCCUACGAGAAGCUGGCCUUUCCCUUUGGCCCGGUCUUGUGGAGAGCUAUUGGUUUGGUCUUGUUCCUGGCAUGUCUGCUCUUGAUGGUGGUGUCUCGUUGGUUGCGUGGUCAUAAAUUGCCAAGAAAUUCGUAUUACGAGCUGUUGGUUCUGACAAUGGGUGGCAAUCUGCAGGACCGAUAUUUACCACGUAAGAUUUCCGGGCAAUUGGUGCUGCUCACCUGGCUGUUUGCUACUUUAGUGCUGAGAAGCGCGUAUCAGUCGGGAAUGUACCAGCUGCUGCGGCAGGAUACCCAAAGAAAUCCACCACAAACGAUUUCCGAAGUGCUGGCACAGCAUUACACCAUACUUUUAGCGGAGGUCAAUGAGGCUAGGAUUAUGGCCAGUUUGCCGGAAUUGCGGCCAGAACAAUUGGUUCACCUGGAAGGCAGUGAGCUGCAAUCCUUUCCAGCUUUGGCCCAGCAAAGUGGCUCAUCUGCCCGGAUGGCCAUUCUUACUCCGUAUGAGUACUUCGGAUACUUUAGGAAAGUCCAUCCGAUGAGCAGGAGAUUGCAUUUGGUGAGGGAACGCAUCUACACCCAACAAUUAGCCUUCUAUGUGAGACGUCAUUCCCAUUUGGUUGGCGUGCUCAACAAACAGAUCCAACAUGCCCAUGCCCAUGGAUUCCUGGAGCACUGGACGCGUCAAUAUGUGAGUGCCGUGGAUGAGACUGAUGAGAGUGUGGCCAGGAUUGCCUCGACUUCGUAUAGUACCCUGGAUGGGAUCGAUGGCGACCCUAAGCUGCCGGAGGUGGAAGAGCAGCUGGUGGCUACCAUUCGACAAAAUGUGCUCUCCAUGCAAGAACUGGCCGCUCUCUUUUGGCUCAUCCUUUGGGCGAAUCUAGGAGCUUUGGUGAUCUUUGCCCUGGAAGUAAUACUAUCUAAAAUUCAACUUAGAAGGAGAUCCUUAACAUUCCAUCCGCGAUCCACGUGGGAGUUCAUUGAUCCCGACCUGGUCACUGUCCAGCUGCACAUGUGGUCUCCACUCAAUUAUCCGCCGUACAUUCGUUAG
Messenger RNA from Drosophila eugracilis, 2016 nucleotides. RefSeq lists its product as uncharacterized. The transcript has 3 exons. The record is from RefSeq and is a predicted model, not a curated record. Lineage: Eukaryota; Metazoa; Arthropoda; Insecta; Diptera; Drosophilidae. The coding region runs from base 1 to 2016 and encodes 671 amino acids.